UUUUUGUCGUUCCUUUUCGCGGUAAUUUUGCCGAAUCGUCAGGAGUUACUUGUUUCAAGUGGCCGCAGCGAACAGAAUCUAUCCAGGACAAGCAUGACCGGAUGAUUCUGCACUACGGCGACAUGACCGACAGCAGUUACCUGGUGCAUUUCGGCCGUCCGCCCGACGAAGAUCUACAACUUGGCCGAGCAAAGUCACGUCAUGGUUUCGUUCGACUUGAGCGAAUACAUGGCCGAAGCGGACGCCGCGGGGACGCUCCGGCUGCUGGAUGUCAUCCAGACGUGCGGGUUGGAGUACGGGAAGGUCCUCGAAAUGCCGCAGAGCGAAAAAAAACUCCGUUCAACCACGAAUCGCUGUGGCGCGGGGAAAACUUCUUUCUCGGUCAGCGGAUCUGCCUAGAGCUGGGCAACCUCGUGACUGGGGCCACGCCCAGGCGAUCAUCCGUUGGCCUGAGUUCAGCUAGCCUUGCCACUGGAAGAGGGUGACCAGUUAAGAACCUGGUCAGGACGACGAAAUUAACUCCUCGCUUCGACCCAGGGCUGCCGAUCUCGCAUCGCCAACGAGGACUCACCCCAACUGUAUCAGGCAUGCGUCCCGAGUACACGCUCCUCGAUUUGAGUCUGUUGUUACGGCCUAGAUGUUUUCGAAAUGGCCGUCUUGAAGCUACCGGAUAAUGAAAACGUCGUCUGGGCCGUCGAGAAACGCGCGGACGGUCGACGCGUUCUUCAUUUUAACCUUCGUGGACGGUGCUGAGCACCGGAGACACAGACAGUGGCGCCGUCCGAGUGACCUCUACGUAGGCGUGCCCUCAUUCUAUUCCUCGCCGAGUUGCAGAAACACCAGCAACUCCUGCUAACCCACGUCCGAGCUCCCAAGUUGGAUGAGUCCACCUGGCCGGCCACACCUCUAACUCAGCACAGCGUUGCCGCCUGGAGGUCGACCGCGUUAAGCUUGGUGAACCGGCGCUACUCGGAAUGUGCCCGGCCCAGCUGAAAGAGCUCGCGCUGCGUAGCGUUGAGGAUGUUUGAGAAAAGGCGCUGCGCUUGCUGCUGGGUCGCAAGUUUGGCCAGCUCGACGGGCUAACCUUAUUGCAUAGUGUUGCAGACAGCGAUAAUGCGUGAAGCUACCCUAAUGCACUUUUAUGCUUCACGUGCCGCAGGGCUCACAAUCAACUGCCAGGCUGUUGACUUGUGAUGCUGUGAGCGCGUAGAUGGAGAAAAGUCAUCUGUCCAACGUCAUAUAUUGUCAUUGUUUAUGUUUCAUUCUCUGUAUGGUCGUCAGUAGUUAAAUACACAUUUUAAUUUGUUAGAUCUUAAAUGAUCCUUUUCUUUGUGCGUGCGCGUUAUUCCGUCAAUCCCAGACGCUGGGACUCGUGCCUCCCUCGUCCUGCGUACGAACACAAAAGUGGCGACGAGGAUUUCCUCGAUUUGGCUGGAUUGUGAGCGUUCAAUCAGUUCUAACCUCACACUUCCGGUACCCACGCGCGGGAGGAAGAUCACCAUGGAGAAGAACAGUUUCGCCAAGCCUGAUGUCGACAUUCAGUGGUUCCCGUGCUCACGCAACGCACUUGGAACUCCGACUGACCAGCUCCAUCAGAACCCGGCUGUUCCGAGACGGCCGCCGUCGCCGUUCGUUCCUCCUCCUCCCUGCCAACAUUCGCUCCCAGUAAUGCUGCAAUGUUUGUCAUCAGCUCUGCAAGUGCUGCAGCAGACAAACGAAAACUGCCGUUUGAUGUCGUCGAUCGCUGGAUUUUCGGCAGAAUGGGAAGCCCACUACAACGACCACUUUGCAGAAAAUCACGCCAGAUUGCAAGCAGAAUGUCAACAUCUUCUCGCUCAGCAGCACGCCAUCAUCGAAUCAAGAACUUCCCCUGUGAACGCGGUUCACCCAGUCGAUCAGCUCGACGCGAAGCACCACAGCACGGAGGCGCUUCCAAUGCAGAAGGGGAGGAAGGUGUACACUAAAGAUGAUGAGGACACGGUGCACGAUCGUCAGGAGCUUCCUUCCAUCAACACCAACGUGGCUAAUCAAGUGGAAGCGGACGCAACAACCGACGUCACCGAAGCAUGCGAAGAUCCCUGGCCGGGUGCCGACAUCCCAGGGCUAGCAUCACCAUCAACAACUUCCGGAACUUCAUCGUCAUCCACGAACGGUUGCAAUGACGUCAUCAACACCGGAAGCUUAACCAUCGAACUGUCUCAAGUCUCAAGUCAGCUGCACAAGCCUGUGAGCAGCCACCAUCUGCGGAACUUCAACAGUUCCCCAGCCAGCGUCCCGAAGCACGCCAACCUGUUCUGCAACGAUCAACUCAACUAUGCUGUUUUCCAAGUUCUCGUCGCCAUUGGAACAAGCAGCGCACCAAGAACAACUCCUUCGCAUCGACCCAGACUGCGGCCAAGAACUCGCUGGAAGUUGGAUAACGCCAGCUUCGUAGCGCCGAUCAUCGUCACCGGUAGAAAUGGUCCCCAUCACCGCAGCUGGUCGAUCACCUCAUCACUCUUCUUAGAUGCAAGAGUUGUUUGCUAGGCCCGAUCCCUGCCUCCGGUCUUAGCGGGGAGAUGUUGCAGACAGCGAUAAUGCGUGAAGCUACCCUAAUGCACUUUUAUGCUUCACGUGCCGCAGGGCUCACAAUCAACUGCCAGGCUGUUGACUUGUGAUGCUGUGAGCGCGUAGAUGGAGAAAAGUCAUCUGUCCAACGUCAUAUAUUGUCAUUGUUUAUGUUUCAUUCUCUGUAUGGUCGUCAGUAGUUAAAUACACAUUUUAAUUUGUUAGAUCUUAAA
This is a messenger RNA of Culex quinquefasciatus (southern house mosquito), 2780 nucleotides long. RefSeq lists its product as uncharacterized. The record is from RefSeq and is a predicted model, not a curated record. The transcript has 2 exons. Bases 1501 to 2526 code for a protein of 341 amino acids. Lineage: Eukaryota; Metazoa; Arthropoda; Insecta; Diptera; Culicidae.